ACAAAUUUGUGUUUGAGACAGAAUGUUUUGGUUUUAAUUUUGUGUGGUUACAUAUAGACGAGGGACGGAGCAGGAAAAUUAAUUUUACUGCGUGUUGGUGUAAUUAAACCGAGCUGAUCCUGAAUAUUAAUUUUAACAAAGGUUUCUGCUAAAAACUCGCGCGCCCCUCGGUGCGUUUAAAUCUCAAUUUGAGAUUGUUUUUACUUUGACCGCCACACGCCAGUGUGGUUUAUGCUAGAGAUACAUACAUAAAGUUGUCUUGAGAAUAAGAACAUGGAGCUCGUCGUGGCGAACGUUUCAGGCAUUAGAUUCGACAUAGAAGUCGCUCUGGAGCAGCAAUUCGGAGCCUUGCCUCUGCCCUUCACAGGAAUGGACAAAUCUACGAGUGCAGUCUGCGAAUUCUACCCAAAGGGCAGCUGCAGCCGAGGAGCGGCGUGCCCCUUUCGACAUGUGAGGAGCGACCGAAGCGUCGUCUGCAAGCACUGGCUGCGUGGCCUCUGCAAAAAGGGCGACCAGUGCGAGUUCCUCCACGAGUUUGACAUGACUAAGAUGCCAGAGUGCUACUUCUACUCUAGAUUCAACGCAUGCCACAACAAGGAAUGCCCUUUUCUGCACAUCGACCCUGAAAGCAAAAUGAAGGACUGCCCGUGGUACGACCGUGGCUUCUGCAGACAUGGUCCCAACUGCAGACACAGGCAUGUUCGCCGUGUCCUCUGCAUGAACUACCUUGCUGGCUUUUGUCCCGACGGAUCCAAAUGCAAACAAAUGCAUCCUCGGUUUGAGCUCCCGGCUGCUCCAGACAGCGUGGUCAACAAAGAUGUACCCAUGAAGCCCAAGAGCACCAUUACAUGCCACUUCUGCGGCGAGCAGGGCCACAAGGCUAUGUUCUGCUCCAAAGCUAACAGUGAGCAAGAGGGCCAGCGAGGAAUCAUAUCGAGGGGCUCCCACCAGGAGCACCACCAGCAGAUCGAAACGCACCAGACGCAGCAGAACAUGGGCUUUAGAGAAAAAAGUCACCAUCAUCAUCAUCGGUAUUCUGAUAGACAUGGUGGCGAAGACAGGCCGAGGAGGGACGGCCCCAAAAUUUUGAAACCGCUGGACGAAGUGACUUGCUUCAAGUGUGGCUGCAAAGGGCAUUACGCAAACAAGUGUCCCAAAGGUCAUCUGGCCUUCCUGAGCCACAAUGCUGGCAAUGUCGAUGGAUAUCCUAGAUAGAAAUAAAAUGCAAAACGCUGUGCGUCCAGCUACUCAAGUUCAAUUCUACAAAGAAUAUAGCUCGCGUAGCUGGACAGAUAGCGAAAUCAAUUUGGUAGUAAUUAACCUUAUCAUUUUAUUGUUAUUCGAAUGUGAAGAAGACUUGCGAUCAACCUUAACUUACUGAGAAAGUUACAUAAAGUGACUUCGAGGCACUUGUUCAGAGCAGAAUUAGCGUGAAUGAAUAUACAUUUACAUGGGAAUGCAACGAGAAAACACGGGAUCAUCACAGAACCAGAAAGGAUUUUAAUUAUGGCAUUGGGGUUAUUUAUAUUAGUUAAUCGAAGCACUCGUCCUAGGACGAGUAGGCCGAGGCAACCAGUUUUUGGCCAGUAAGAAACUCUUUGUAUCAAAAGCUUGCCAAAAAUCACAUUUUCUCACAAGAGAUGGCAACUACAUAUUAUAUAAAUUCUCAAUUGAUUAAUUAAUAAAGGUGAUGAUAAUCCCUUGUUCUGCACAAGUAUUCCUGACUAUCCCUACUGAA
Molecule: messenger RNA, 1738 nt
Organism: Neocloeon triangulifer
Lineage: Eukaryota; Metazoa; Arthropoda; Insecta; Ephemeroptera; Baetidae
Gene: Clp
Product: cleavage and polyadenylation specificity factor subunit 4
Exons: 7
Coding region: 274-1215 (313 amino acids)
Molecular function (GO): zinc ion binding; RNA binding
Source: RefSeq, a predicted model, not a curated record